Molecule: messenger RNA, 2409 nt
Organism: Nematocida major
Lineage: Eukaryota; Fungi; Microsporidia
Product: DNA replication licensing factor MCM2
Exons: 1
Coding region: 1-2409 (802 amino acids)
Biological process (GO): DNA replication; double-strand break repair via break-induced replication; mitotic DNA replication initiation
Cellular component (GO): MCM complex; nucleus
Molecular function (GO): ATP binding; 3'-5' DNA helicase activity; single-stranded DNA binding
Source: RefSeq, a predicted model, not a curated record
AUGAAUAGAGACACAGAGAGUGAUGCAUACGGAAGCUCCAGCGACGUAGACAGAAUAGAGCUCGAAGACUCGGAGUUUGACCAAGCGGGCGACGACCUGUUUGGCGACGCAUAUAGCGAAGACUAUGCAGAAAACCCUGCGAUGGACAGAUACGAAACAGAAGACGAAGAGUAUGCGCCUCCUCUGACAAGGAAAGAGCUCGAGUCCGCAGAGAAGGAAAUAUCGCAGGCUCUGGGAAUAGAGUCGCAGGAAAACGAGGACAGCCUUGCAAACGGAACGAGCCCGGAGGAAGACGCUGAGCCUUUGGACAACUUUUCUCUUUUGCAGAGGCACAUACACACGGAGGAAAUUCAAAGGAAAAUCAAGAAGGAGGUGUGCCUUUUUCUGCGGGGGUGCGGGAAAAAAUAUAUUGAGGCAAUCCACCAAAUGGCGUCUAUGAACAUGCAGUCGAUAUACGUAGACUACUUUGACCUCGAGGGAUUUUCUUCUGUUUUGGGGCUAGCCUCGGUUUCGCUUCCCGGGAAGGUUCUUCCGCUUUUCAACGAGGCGCUGCAGGAGGUGGUUCGGGGCAUAUUUCCAAAGUACUCUUUCAUUAGGUCGGUGCUCAUCUUCCGCCUCGUCAACAUCCCAACAUUUGACCACAUACGCAGCCUGCGAAACGCGCAUCUGAACACGCUUGUGAAGGUGCACGGAAUUAUAACGAAGCGUAGCAAAGUGUACCCAAUUGUUUCUCUGGUCAAGUACACGUGCCAGAAGUGCAAGGCCAUCUCCGGGCCGUUUGUGGUCGAGGGCGAGGGAGGCGCAAAGCCUGGGCGCUGCCUGGAGUGCCAGUCUGCGGGGUCUCUUGCGGUCAACCUUUCUGAAACGCUGUACAGAGACUACCAGAAGCUGACCAUGCAGGAGGUGCCUGGGUCUGUUCCCCCAGGGAGGCUUCCCAGGUCGAAGGAGGUGAUUCUCCAGUACGACUUGAUCGACUAUGCGCGGCCAGGAGACGAGGUAGAGCUGAUUGGAGUGUACAAGAACGCGUUCAACACGAAUGUUUUCAGCAGGUCUGGCGUGCCCACUUUCUACACGUGCAUCGAGGCUGUCAGCAUUGUGAAGAAGGAGGACGAGGCGUCUUUGGUGAACAUCACGCCAGAAGACGAGAAGGAGAUACGGAGGCUUUCCAAGAUUGAGGGAAUACAGGAAAUGAUCAUUAGAAGCAUAGCCCCAAGUAUACACGGGCACUACUACGCAAAGAGAGCCAUAUGCAUGGCCGUGUUUGGGGGUGUCCCAAAGAAGUCGCAGAACAACCACAAGGUGCGAGGGGACAUCAACGUGCUGCUUCUGGGGGACCCUGGAAUGGCAAAGUCGCAGCUUCUGAAGUAUGUCCAGUCGAUAUCACACCGCGCAGUUUUUGCAACGGGGCAAGGCGCGUCUGCGGUCGGUCUUACAGCAAUGGUGCGAAAAGACCCGGUCACAAGAGAGUGGGCGCUCGAGGGGGGCGCUCUUGUUUUGGCAGACAAGGGAGUCUGCCUGAUCGACGAGUUUGACAAAAUGAAGGACACCGACCGGGUGAGCAUCCACGAGGCGAUGGAGCAGCAGAGCAUCAGCAUAUCCAAGGCAGGUAUAGUGACAAGCUUGCAGGCUCGGUGCGCAGUGAUAGCAGCUGCCAACCCGAUUCGGGGAAGAUACAACCCAGGAUACACCUUCCAGCAAAAUGUCAACCUGAGCGACCCGAUUAUUUCGAGGUUUGACGUUAUCUGUGUGAUACGGGAUGACGGAAACCCCGAAAAGGACCGAAAGCUUGCCGAGUUUAUAGUCGGAAGCCAUAGAAAGUCGGCGCAGGGCGCGCAAGGCGAGGACCCGCAGCUGGACGGGCACAUCUCCCAGCGGAUACUCCGAAAAUACAUUGCGUACGCAAGGGAGAGGGUCUCUCCUAAGAUAGAGGCUUUUGACAGCGAGAGAAUCUCUUCCCUGUACGCCUCGCUUAGAAAGGAGAGUGCUUCGGCGAGGGGAAUUCCCAUCACGGUCCGGCACGUUGAGUCGAUGAUCCGUAUUGCCGAGGCUUCUGCAAGAAUGCACCUCCGGGAGGUGGUCCUGCAGAGAGACAUUGACACUGCCGUGGAGGUUGUUUUGGACAGUUUCUGCAACACGCAGAAAACAGCAGUCAAGAACCAGCUGCAGGCCAAGUUCAAGAAGUACCUUACCAGAAAAGAAGACGAGGUGAGCGCCCGCAUAGGGCUUAUCAACUCUCUUUUCUCCAGGCAGGAAAACGCCUCAAAUAGCGCGCACUCCAGCGUCUCCGUGAAGGACUUCAAGAGCAAAACGCUUGCUCUGGGAAUGCACUACAAAAACAUCUUUGGAACCUCCCAGUUCACGCGAGAGUUCAUUUUGUCGCCGUGUGGGCAGUACAUUACAAAAAAAUAA